AUGUUUCUUCAUCAGAACCGAACUGAAGGCUACAGUCCCGUCGAUAUUGCAGAGUUCACACAAAUAGUUGCCCUUCCCGUCAUCGAGAAGCAGAAGCUCAAGCAUCUCUUUAUCAAUCUGGUGCCAUGGAUUUGUCGUGGAAAUUCCUUUGGAAUGGUGCAGUUCCUUCAUAAUAACAGAACAGAGGGCUUUCAUGGCAACAUGAUGCUUUUGGCCAGGGAUGCCAGACAGAUUGACAUCGAGCUGUACCUGCAGAAGUUUAAUCUUGAGCUUGAGCGUCCUCACCUCUACCGUCCUCUGCAUCAUGGCCACAAGCAUUUGGAGCACUAUCUCUUGACCGGACAUGGCAUGGACCAAUUCAAUUCACUGUCUCCAAGCGAUCUGGUAAAGGUCAAGAAUUCUCUUGUUCUUGUUCUUGUUCGAGACUUGGACCUAUCUCGUGUCGAUACCAUUCACAACAUCAUACAAUUGCACCAUCAGCUCUAUGGACAGAACGAGGUGAUCAGACUUUUUACACUCUUCAAAAGGGUGCCAACCCUAGAGGUGAUGAUUUGUCUUCGCCUUUUCACAAAUGAUGAUCGUCUUUAUACCCCUUGGAGUGUUGUGGAGGAUGGCAGGCUCGAUGCAAUGUUGUUUGUCCAUUUCAAUGAUGAGAGGGAUGUAAUCAAACCCAGUUACCUGGAAUAUGCUGCCCGAUAUGGACAUCUCAACAUAAUUCAAUUCUAUAUCAAACACCGGAAGGAUAUGUGCUACCUUCGGCCGGCGUUGCCAAGUACUUGGCUUGGUACCUAUCAACCACUGGCCAAAGUAUUCUUGGAGGAAUCCAUAAUCAAAAUGAGAAAGGACAAGAUGAAGAAGAAAAAGGAUAAGAAGAAGGAGAGGAAGAAGGAUAAGAUGAAGGAGAACAGAAAUGAAUAG
Messenger RNA from Acytostelium subglobosum LB1, 918 nucleotides. RefSeq lists its product as hypothetical. The record is from RefSeq and is a predicted model, not a curated record. The transcript has a single exon. The coding region runs from base 1 to 918 and encodes 305 amino acids. Lineage: Eukaryota; Evosea; Eumycetozoa; Acytosteliales; Acytosteliaceae.